AUGCUGACAUUCGACCCCCCAAAACUGGCGAAACCCCGGGUGGUCGAGGAAAAAGACAAGAGGACCUUCCUCCAGGAUCCGGUCUGGGACCAGGUUGCCGUCUAUCUCAUAGGGAAUCAGCAGAGAUUUCGGGAUAAUAUUGUAAUUCCUCGAGGAGUCGUGCCAGUUCACAUAAAAACUAAUGAAGAGAAGGCCAUCGAGGCGGCUAUGGAGAGCUGCGUUUUCAAGAGUAUCAUGAGCUGUGUUCUAGGUUUUGGACUGGGUGCUGCAAUAGGUUUAUUCAGUUCUAGUGUCAAUCCUAAUGUUGCUGCUGUAGAAAAACAACAAUCAGCACGUGAAAUCUUCAGGGAAAUGAAGACAACGACUAUCGGAUAUGCUAAGAAUUUCGCAGCCAUAGGAUGUGUAUUUUCUGCUGUUGAAUGUUGUAUAGAAUCUUACCGUGGAAAAACCGAUUGGAAGAAUGGUACGUACGCUGGUGGCCUAACUGGAGGUCUCAUUGGUCUCAGGGGUAAGUCUUUGACGUCUCAAAUGAGAUCUUAUAAAUAUUGUAAAAUUCAAAUCAAUUUCCUCAAUAAUUUAUUUCAGCCGGUGUCAAGGCGGGUAUAAUCGGUGCUGCUGGCUUUGCAGCUUUCUCAACUGCUAUUGACUACUACAUGCACAAAUAAGCCAGACCGUUGUACAUAAUCAUGUAAAUGAAAUUAUUAUAAUUAAAUUGUGCACGUUUUGCACGUGGGUUGGAAAAUCUUGCAUAAGUACUGAAAUAAACCUUAAACUUAGUGACAAAA
Diachasmimorpha longicaudata is the source of this 785-nucleotide messenger RNA. Its product is annotated as mitochondrial import inner membrane translocase subunit Tim22. Gene Ontology annotation, biological process: protein insertion into mitochondrial inner membrane. Gene Ontology annotation, cellular component: TIM22 mitochondrial import inner membrane insertion complex. Gene Ontology annotation, molecular function: transmembrane protein transporter activity. Lineage: Eukaryota; Metazoa; Arthropoda; Insecta; Hymenoptera; Braconidae. Bases 1 to 606 code for a protein of 201 amino acids. The record is from RefSeq and is a predicted model, not a curated record. The transcript is spliced from 3 exons.